GGAAACCCAUUCUCUCCGAAACUCAGUCUUCUGUUCUCAAAGACUGAAACUUUAUCUCUGAGAAACCCAGUUCCAAAGUAGCAGUAGUUUUGAAGUGCUUUCAUCAUGUUUCGCCAUGCUGCGAGGAACAGUGAUAACACCAAGUAUUAUGAGGUCCUUGGUGUCCCCAAAACUGCAAGUCAAGAUGAGCUGAAGAAGGCUUAUAAGAAAGCUGCUAUCAAGAAUCAUCCUGAUAAAGGCGGAGAUCCUGAGAAGUUCAAGGAGUUAGGUCAAGCUUAUGAAGUUCUUAAUGAUCCAGAGAAGAGACAAGUCUAUGACCGAUAUGGUGAAGAUGGUCUUAAAGAUGGACCAGGACCAGGAGAUGGUCGUCCCUCACAUAAUCCAUUUGAUAUAUUUGAAACGUUUUUGAAUCCACGUCAUCGUACACAUGUAAGAAGGCAGAAAAAAGGUGAAGAUGUGAUCCAUACCUUGAAGGUUUCUCUGGAGGAAUUGUAUAAUAGCACAAUAAAGAAACUCUCUCUCUCUAGGACUAUUUUGUGUCCCAAAUGUAAAGGGAAAGGCUCAAAGAGCGGGGCAACUGGGAGAUGUUAUGGAUGCCAUGGCACUGGAAUGAAGGUUUCAACACAGUCAAUUGGAUUGGGCAUGUUCCAACAGAUGCAACAUCUCUGCCCUGACUGUCGCGGCUCAGGUGAGGUAAUCAGUGAUAGAGAUAAAUGCCCACCAUGCAAAGGAAACAAGAUUACACAGGAAAAGAAGGUGCUGGAUGUGCACAUAGAGAAGGGAAUGGAGCAUGGACAUAAAAUUGUCUUUCAGGGACAGGCUGAUGAAGCUCCUGAUACAAUUACCGGGGAUAUUGUAAUCAUAGUGCAACUCAAGGAGCACACCAAGUUUAAGCGGAAGUUUGAUGAUCUUUACGUAGAACACACUCUCAGUUUAACUGAGUCUCUGUGUGGGUUUCAGUUUGUGUUGACCCAUCUUGAUGGCAGGCAGCUUCUGGUCAAAACAAAUCCUGGAGAAGUCAUGAAACCUGGUCAAUCGAAAGCAAUCAAUGAUGAGGGCAUGCCUCAUCACCAACGGCCAUUUAUAAAAGGAAUGCUUUACAUCCAUUUCAAUGUAGAAUUUCCAGAUUCUGGGAUUCUUUCCCCUGAUCAAUGCCGAAAUUUAGCGAGAGUACUAACACCUAACCCAAGCGAGAAGCAUCUGACUGACAUGGAGCUUGAUGAGUGCGAGGAAACCACCAUGCAUGAUGUCAAUAUUGAGGAUGAGAUGAGGCGCAAGUCAAGACAACAGUACCGGGAGGCAUAUGACGACAACAACGACGAUGAUGAUGAUGACCCCAUGCCACGGGUGCAGUGUGCCCAGCAGUAAGGCGGUUUGUUAUUUUUUUGUCCACCUUAUAGGGCGGUAUGGUAGUUGUGGUUAGUUAUAUUUCUUGGUUUGAGAUGCUUUGUAGGCCUCUAGUAUUCAUGUUACCCCAAUAUUUUUUUUGUGUUGUGUUCUUCACAUAAUAUGUUUUUUGUGUUGUGUUCUUCACAGAUUUUAAAGUGCCACGAACUAAGAAGUUAGAAUUGAUUCGAGUCCAUUUGCUGUCUUUUGGUUUUCCCU
Molecule: messenger RNA, 1605 nt
Organism: Fragaria vesca subsp. vesca
Lineage: Eukaryota; Viridiplantae; Streptophyta; Magnoliopsida; Rosales; Rosaceae
Product: dnaJ protein homolog 2-like
Exons: 8
Coding region: 106-1368 (420 amino acids)
Biological process (GO): protein refolding; response to heat
Cellular component (GO): cytosol; cytoplasm
Molecular function (GO): ATP binding; Hsp70 protein binding
Source: RefSeq, a predicted model, not a curated record